This is a messenger RNA of Spea bombifrons (plains spadefoot toad), 1521 nucleotides long. It is a transcript of the gene IL2RG, whose product is annotated as interleukin 2 receptor subunit gamma. The transcript is spliced from 8 exons. Gene Ontology annotation, cellular component: external side of plasma membrane; membrane. Gene Ontology annotation, molecular function: cytokine receptor activity; protein binding. The coding region runs from base 200 to 1165 and encodes 321 amino acids. Gene Ontology annotation, biological process: cytokine-mediated signaling pathway. NCBI's taxonomy places the organism in Eukaryota, Metazoa, Chordata, Amphibia, Anura, Pelobatidae. The record is from RefSeq and is a predicted model, not a curated record.
GCGGCAAGCAUUACGAAGAAGGAACAACAGAGGAAACAAUUAACUUCUAAUUCUGCGUGAAGAGUUGGUAGAUCGGUAGUUAAAAUGGAUAAUUGGAGAGGGAGAGUAGCCAUAAGAAUAUAAUAUUGCUUUAUAGCCUAAUGGCAGAAUAUUAAAAACUCUUGAAAGAAACAGUUGAUGGGACGUGGACUUCGCUGAAAUGGGAUCGUGUCUGUUCAUGAUUACUCUGCUUCUCCUGAGCCUGUGCAUUGACUGCAAAGAAAAAACAGCGCUGGAGUGUAUUGUCAAUCAGUACAAGCAAAUCUCUUGUUUAUGGAAUCAGCAUGGAAUCCCAAGUGAAAACUACUCGCUAUAUUACUGGUUUGGUAAUUUGGUGAAUCCCAAGGCGUCCCCUUGUCCCCAGUACAUUCUCGAUGGAAACACAAAUAUUGGUUGCUGGUUCAACAAUAGUGUUGAAACAUUCCAAUCAAUGACUGCGGUACUGAACAGCAGCAGCCUGAAUCAACCCAUAAAAAAACAUUACGAAAGAUUACAAGACCAGGUGAAGUUGGAUCCUCCCUAUGACCUACAUGUUGGGAAUACAAGUAGCUUGGAAUUGAUUCUGAAAUGGGAGCCAUCCCUUGGCAAAUAUCCCCUGCAUUGCGUCCACUUCCAGGUGCAGCAUCGAAGCACGACCAGUGCAAAAUGGACGGAGAAGAUUGCUUUGACGAAACAGUUUUCUUUGCCCAGUUUUGAUCCUGAGAAAACAUAUGUGUUUCAAGUGAGGAGUAAACUGAAUGACAUCUGUUCCAAUGCAAAAAUGUGGAGUGAUUGGAGUCCCGCUGUCACCUGGGGGGGGAACUUCACAAUAAAAGCUCAUCAGCCUCUGGAAAGAGUUGUGAAAAGUGUCAUUAUUUACCUUGUGUCAUCAAUUGUGCUUUUGACUUUUCUGGUUGCCCUGGUUCGAGUGGAGAGAAUUUGGGUAAUAUUUGUACCCAGAAUUCCAAAUCCUGGGAAGAAGUUUGAGGAGCUUUUCAGUACAUAUGGAGGAGACUUCCAGGAAUGGAUUGGAGUUUCCAAGGAAAUUGUGGACAGUUUAAAGCACAAUUAUAGCGAGCCUCUGUGCACUGUAAGUGAGGACACUGGCUGCAAUGCCACAAAUGCCAGGAACCCAAUAACUAUUUGACCCAAGUAUCAACACUUGGUGACCACAGAGCUUGGAGCUAUAGUAGAGGACCUUUAUUGGAAAGAAAAGAUGGGCGUGUAAGCUGUAGUUGACGAGAUCACUUAAUUUUCGGAUGCAUUUGCAGUCUCAGAAGAGUCAUAUUUGGGAUCUGUUAGAAUCAAGGCACAGACUACUGCACGGAAAGUGGAAUUUGGAGCUGGAAGGCCUGUACAAGCUGUUUGAUUUUCCUUCUAAUUGCCCACUGCCAGUAUGUGACAAAUCUCUGCAAGCUGUUCUGUAUUGCUUACUAAGGAAUUAUCUGAAAGCAGGUGUCUUUGUCAGCCUAUAUGGCAACCUGUUACAUAUAUUAAAAUUCU